AUGUUGAAAAUCUUGUCGCGCAUCGGAGAAUGUUGCGAAAAACGAACAGCAAGAAGCACGCCGAUACUUUUCUCUAAAAGCAACAUUCCUGGCAUUGUAAAGUGCGUUGAUGGCACACACAUCCGAAUCAUUGCGCCAGUCUUCGACAGAGAUUAUCACUACAACCGUAAGGGGUUUUACAGUUUAAACGCGAUGGUGGUUUGCGACCAUAAAAUGCGGUUUCGGUAUGUGGAUACUCGAUACAGCGGAUCAAAUCACGAUUCACAUGUUUGGAAUGUUCAUGGAAUUGACGACAUUUUUGACCAGCGCCGUUUAUCACAUGCACCACCGGGCCACCCCCAUAAGAAGCUCUAUUCAACACAAAUCACGCGAAGGGAAAUUAUCGAACGCACUACCGGUGUAUUAAAAAAUAGAUUUAGAUAUGUGUUAGGAGCAUGCCAGCUUCAAUAUACACCCGUAAAGGCAGGACAAAUUACGAAUGUUUGUUGUAUUUUACACAACAUAUGUAUAGCGUUUAAGAUGCAAAAUCAUGUUCACGAAGAACCUGCAGAGUAAAAUAGUAAAAUGGGACGUAAACUAUUUAAUUGAACAUGUUUUUUUAACUUGUGCAUGCAUUAAUUUGUAUAUUUCUGAUAAAUAUUUCUUAUGGCUAAUAUCAUUAAUCAAGCAUCAAGCUCUCCAGCAACUUAAAUCAUAAAUUUAAUUAUUUAUUAUUACUAUUUGAACGUUUCAUUACUUCCAAUAUUUGUUUUAAUGUAUCAUUGCACUCUUCUUGUAGCUUGUUGGUUUUUUCUUGGAGUUCCGUGUUUUUUUUCAUUUCGUCGAGCAUUUCUUUGUUUUGCGAUAAAACAUCUUCUAUGCUUUUGUGCAUCCUUUUCCUAUUCGCUCUAGGUGCUAUUGAUGAUGCUGGAAUCACUUGUUCUACUGGUACUUCGACAAUUUGUACCUGUUCAAUAGGGUCCUGUUGUGAUUGCUGUUGUUGUUGCUGUGGUUGCUGUGGUUGCUGAUUGAUGAUGCUGGAAUCACUUGUUCUACUGGUACUUCGACAAUUUGUACCUGUUCAAUAGGGUCCUGUUGUGAUUGCUGUUGUUGUUGCUGUGGUUGCUGUGGUUGCUAUGGUUGCUGUGGUAGUGAUCGAUGUUGUUCAAUAUUCCUGCUGUGGUGGUUGUUGUUGUUCUCUUUAUUCCAAAUGCCUAAUGGUAUAGUUGAAUUGCCUGUCACGGUUGCUGCCAAAUUUGUUAGGCUAACCACUCUUUCUUCAAUGUCGUUCAACGGUUUGAGCCGACACAGACCGCCACCUGUAGCAUUCAUCGAUGCUUUAUUGUCCCGAAGUUUUUUCUUCACUGCGCAUUUAUAGUCAAACCAAACCUUUAAAAACAAGAGCGAAAGUAAAAUUAGCAUUUAAUAUUUGGUUCAUUACAAGUGGCACUUGAAAACUUACCCGUUUCCAGACGUUAUUUUGUUUAAUCGGUGGUUCUAUAGCGUUCAAAUUCUCGGGCACUUCAUUCGAAAAAGACGAUUGGUCACCUUUAUACAGACCCCUUGCGAUAUCUGGACAAGUUUCCAAAAUAUCCACCAGCUUUUCGUACUGCCGUUUAGAUGUGCGUAUUUCUUUGGUGCUCCUGAACACAACCACCAAUAAAUAUAUUUAGUUUCACGCUUAAUAACACUUGAGAAAUUAUCGCUUACGUUUUUGCUCGUAGUUUCAUACAGUCUCACUGUUCGCUCGCAACUGGCUGUUCACGUUCAUAGCAUCUCCUUUUAUACCCUUUUCAAGGUAAAAUUAGUUAGGAUAAACAUGGUUUUCUUUCCAAAGUGUGAACAGCAUAACAGGUAUCCAAAAGUUAUAAAAGAAAGACCAUAAAACAGAACAGGCACCUAGAUGGUUUCAGC
This is a messenger RNA of Anopheles funestus (African malaria mosquito), 1893 nucleotides long. RefSeq names its product putative nuclease HARBI1. Bases 1 to 555 code for a protein of 184 amino acids. The transcript is spliced from 4 exons. The record is from RefSeq and is a predicted model, not a curated record. Lineage: Eukaryota; Metazoa; Arthropoda; Insecta; Diptera; Culicidae.